AUGUCGAAACCAGCGUCAUUUAAACCUACCCUUAUCAUCCACGGCGGCGCCGGAAAUAUCCAACGCUCCAAACUCCCCCCAGACCUCUACGCCGCCCACCACGCAUCGCUCCAAUCCUAUCUCCGCUCUACACACACCCUCCUCAAAAAUGGCAGCACAGCUCUGGAUGCUGCCGUCCACGCCGUCUCGCUCCUCGAAGACGACCCUCUCUUCAACUGCGGCCGCGGCAGCGUCUUCACAACAGCCGGCACAAUCGAAAUGGAAGCCUCAGUAAUGGUGACAUCCGUGCACCAAUACGACGUAACACAACCAGGCGCAAUCAAGCGCGGCGCGGGCGUGAUGGGUGUCCGUAAUGUGCGUCAUCCAAUCCGCCUGGCGCGCGAAUCGCUUCUCAGAUCGGGUGUCGCCGCUGAUGGGUCUCCUGUAAAUGAUGGAGGGAGUAUGCAUUCUCAGCUGGUUGGUCCCUAUGUUGAGACUCUUGCUCGGGAUUGGGGGCUGGACUUUUGUCCCGAUGAGUGGUUCUUUACGCAGAAGCGAUGGGAUGAGCAUAUGAGGGGAUUGAAGGGGGAGGAGGAGCCUGUUUCGCUGACUCAGGGGACUGUGGGUUGUGUCUGUCUUGAUCAGUGGGGGAAUCUGGCUGUUGCCACUAGUACCGGUGGUUUGACGAACAAGUUACCCGGGAGAAUUGGCGAUACGCCUACAUUGGGGGCUGGGUUCUGGGCUGAGGCUUGGGAUGAGCUCGUCUCAGGUGUUGGUGAGGCAGUAUUGGAAGAUUCUUCGGUGGGUGGCUUGCUACGUGAAGCGAGGAAUUGGCUCGGUGAUUGCAUGCCACCGUUCUUACGAAAUCAGACUUUACCUAUUUAUUCGUCUCUCUCGGGUGAUGAUGCCUCUCAGCUGGACUUGGGGCCUGAGAAGGCAUGUCGUCCCUAUCAAUCAUCUGCUCAGUCCUCUCGUCGACGGGCCAUUGCGCUUUCUGGGACUGGAAAUGGAGACUCGUUCCUUCGGGUUGCUGCUGCGCGUACGGCUGCUGCAAUGCUACGGUUCUCUUCGCCCGGUAGCUUCCCUUCUGGCCUUGCAGAUACUGUGACGGCUGUUUCUGGGCCUGGUGGUGAACUUCAACGUUCCGCUGGUUCCAGGUGGAAGAAGACUGGCGAGGGCGAAGGAGGUAUUAUAGGUAUAGAGGCAGAGCUUGCCCCUGUAAAUAGGGCAUCGGAUGCCAAACUACAUCGGGGUAAGGUUGUAUUUGACUUCAAUUGUGGUGGUAUGUGGCGUGCUUGGGUAGAGGAAGAUGCUUCUGGCAACGACGUCGAGAGGAUUAUGGUCUUCCGAGAGCAAUAUCAAUAG
This is a messenger RNA of Penicillium roqueforti, 1344 nucleotides long. Its product is annotated as isoaspartyl peptidase/L-asparaginase. The record is from RefSeq and is a predicted model, not a curated record. Gene Ontology annotation, molecular function: hydrolase activity. Bases 1 to 1344 code for a protein of 447 amino acids. The transcript has a single exon. NCBI's taxonomy places the organism in Eukaryota, Fungi, Ascomycota, Eurotiomycetes, Eurotiales, Aspergillaceae.